AUGAUGCUGCUCCUGCAAUCCUCUGGUUCUCUGCUUCUGGAGUCCAAAAUCAAUCCUAACACUGCGUACCAGAAACAGCAGGAUACUUUGAUUGUGUGGUCUGAAGCAGAAAACUAUGACUUGGCCCUUAGCUUUCAAGAAAAAGCUGGAUGUGAUGAAAUUUGGGAAAAAAUAUGUCAGGUUCAAGGAAAAGACCCUUCAGUGGACAUCACUCAGGACCUUGUGGAUGAAUCGGAAGAGGAGCGGUUUGAUGAUAUGUCAUCACCAGGCUUAGAAUUGCCAUCCUGUGAAUUAAGUCGCCUUGAGGAGAUUGCAGAACUGGUGGCGUCAUCUUUACCUUCUCCCCUUCGACGUGAAAAACUUGCACUAGCACUGGAAAAUGAGGGUUAUAUUAAAAAGCUCUUGGAGCUUUUUCAUGUAUGUGAGGAUUUGGAAAAUAUUGAAGGACUGCACCACUUGUAUGAAAUUAUCAAAGGCAUCUUCCUCUUGAAUCGAACUGCUCUCUUUGAAGUUAUGUUCUCUGAGGAAUGUAUAAUGGACGUCAUUGGAUGCUUAGAAUAUGAUCCUGCUUUAUCACAGCCACGAAAACACAGGGAGUUUCUAACAAAAACAGCCAAGUUUAAAGAAGUGAUUCCCAUAUCAGAUCCUGAGCUAAAACAAAAAAUUCAUCAGACUUACAGAGUCCAGUAUAUACAAGACAUGGUUCUACCUACCCCUUCGGUCUUUGAAGAAAAUAUGUUAUCAACACUUCAUUCCUUCAUCUUUUUCAAUAAAGUAGAAAUUGUUGGUAUGCUACAGGAAGAUGAAAAAUUUCUAACAGAUUUGUUUGCACAACUAACAGAUGAAGCAACAGAUGAGGAGAAAAGACAGGAAUUGGUUAACUUUUUAAAAGAAUUUUGUGCGUUUUCCCAAACGCUACAGCCUCAAAACAGAGACGCUUUUUUUAAGACUUUGUCAAACAUGGGCAUUUUACCAGCAUUAGAAGUCAUCCUCCCAUCCAUGGUACGAGAGUUUGUCAUGCAGGAGGCACAACAGAAUGAUGAUGAUAUUCUGCUCAUCAACCUCAUUAUAGAACAUAUGAUUUGUGAUACAGAUCCUGAACUCGGAGGAGCAGUGCAACUUAUGGGCCUGCUUCGAACUUUAGUUGACCCAGAGAACAUGCUAGCCACUGCCAAUAAAACAGAAAAGACUGAGUUUCUGGGUUUCUUCUACAAGCACUGUAUGCAUGUUCUCACUGCUCCCUUGCUGGCAAACACCACAGAAGAGAAGCCCAGUAAAGAUGAUUUUCAGACUGCCCAGUUAUUGGCACUUGUAUUGGAAUUAUUAACAUUUUGUGUGGAACACCAUACCUACCACAUAAAAAACUACAUUAUUAAUAAAGAUAUCCUCCGGAGAGUCCUAGUUCUUAUGGCGUCAAAGCAUGCUUUCUUGGCAUUAUGUGCCCUUCGUUUCAAGAGAAAGAUUAUUGGAUUAAAAGAUGAGUUUUAUAAUCGCUACAUAAUGAAAAGCUUUUUAUUUGAACCAGUGGUGAAAGCAUUUCUCAACAAUGGAUCUCGCUACAACCUGAUGAACUCUGCCAUAAUAGAGAUGUUUGAAUUUAUUAGAGUGGAAGACAUAAAAUCAUUAACUGCUCAUGUAAUUGAAAAUUACUGGAAAGCACUGGAAGAUGUAGAUUAUGUGCAGACAUUUAAAGGAUUGAAACAAAGUGAAGAAAAGGAGGUGCUUCUGAAAACGAAUCUCUCGGGUCGGCAGAGCCCAAGUUUCAAGCUUUCCCUCUCUAGUGGGACAAAGUCUAAUCUCAGCAGCCAGUCAUCUGCAACAGCCCUGCCUGGAUCUCCGGGCUCCCCUGGCUCUCCGGGCUCCCCUGGCUCUCCUGGAUCUGUCCCCAAAAAUACAUCUCAGACGGCAGCUAUCACCACCAAGGGAGGCCUCGUGGGUCUGGUAGAUUAUCCUGAUGAUGAUGAAGAUGAUGAUGAGGAUGAAGACAAGGAAGACACGCUACCACUGUCAAAGAAAGCAAAGUUUGAGUCAUAAUAAUGGCUGUGUUCAAGUACCUGUUGAAAAAACUGGUUCUUCACCCCUUCUCCCUACAAAACCCACAACAAAGCAGUGGUUUUUUGUGAAUGACUGUCACAGAUCAGCCGUGUACACUUGACUUCUGCUCAUCAAGUGCCAAUUCAUUGGAGCAGGAGGAGGGGGAUAGUCUACACGAGGGGAAGAUUUAAGCCUCUGAGCUCUCCAGCUUGGACCACACAUUGCCCUUUUCUCAGGGAAGGAAAUGGAAACAAAAAGCCAACAGGGCAGGGGUUUUGUAAGUGGAACUCUGGAUUGACUGGUCAGUUGCUGCAAUCAGAACAUGCUUUCUUGGACCAUGUUUGAGACUCAGAAGAAUGGCUUUUCUGCCACGAUUCUUCAAGAGUUAAAGAAUGCCAGCAGUUUCUUUAUAUAAAGAGACCUGCCUUUAAAACCAUACAUUCUGAACAUUUUAGUCACGCUACAACUGGUUUGGAAAACCUCUGUGGGGGAGGGGCGAGCAUAAAGUUUCCUCUUUUUUAUCUGUUCCCUUGGCCCUUCAAACUGCAGAUUUUUUUUUUUUAAGUGGGGAUUUGUCCCGACUUGAUUAAAGAUUGAAUGGAAUUCUAGAUGUGGUCAUUUGUGUCAUAUUUUGGUUUUUGUUUCAUCGUGUUGGGGAUUUUUUCCCUCCCUGAGUGUAUGCAUAGUUGUCAAGUAUAUAUAUUUGGGACCAUUAAAACUUUUUUGAUGUAA
This is a messenger RNA of Echinops telfairi (small Madagascar hedgehog), 2766 nucleotides long. It is a transcript of the gene PPP4R3A, whose product is annotated as protein phosphatase 4 regulatory subunit 3A. The coding region runs from base 1 to 2034 and encodes 677 amino acids. Gene Ontology annotation, molecular function: protein phosphatase activator activity. Gene Ontology annotation, cellular component: protein phosphatase 4 complex; nucleoplasm. The transcript is spliced from 14 exons. NCBI's taxonomy places the organism in Eukaryota, Metazoa, Chordata, Mammalia, Afrosoricida, Tenrecidae. The record is from RefSeq and is a predicted model, not a curated record. Gene Ontology annotation, biological process: DNA damage response; protein dephosphorylation.